AUGGGUGGCGGUAAGGAGAACUCUUCUGGCGGCAAGGUAGGGCCCGACGGCGCGAAGAAGCAACAAAGUCAUUCAUCAAGAGCUGGAUUAAUAUUCCCAUGUGGCAGAGUCAAACGUUUCCUAAAGAGUACCUCCCAAAAUAAGAUGCGAGUAGGGGCCAAAGCUGCUGUAUACAUUACGGCUGUUCUUGAAUAUCUGAUAGCAGAAGUACUGGAGCUUGCUGGGAACGCUGCUAAAGACCUUAAAGUCAAACGCAUCACGCCUCGACACCUUCAACUAGCUAUUAGGGGCGACGAAGAGCUUGAUGACCUUAUCCGUGCCACUAUAGCUUCUGGUGGAGUCUUACCUCAUAUCAAUCGUGCACUCCUAGUGAAAGUUGAGGAGAGGAAAAAGAAAAAAUUAGUAGAAAGUUAA
Messenger RNA from Blumeria graminis f. sp. triticale, 414 nucleotides. Lineage: Eukaryota; Fungi; Ascomycota; Leotiomycetes; Helotiales; Erysiphaceae. The record is from the annotation of a GenBank genome assembly.